GCCCAGGAGGCGCUGGGUGUACCGCGCUCUUACGGUACGUAUGCGAAAGUCGAUUCAGGUCGGAACAUUAACAGACAUACAGGCUACCCAGAUCACCUUAAUGAGAAUGGUAGAUAACCGUUACUUUUGGCGUUUGCACAAAAAGAUACGUAAUUUGCAAUAAUAAAGGGGCGAUAAAAACAGUUUCCCCACUAGGCACUGCCGCACUCCGUAUCUGAUAAGUCACUGACUGUUAAACACUUUUAACGGACAUGUUGUUUAAUCCCCGCUUAAUCCCUGCUGUGGAGCACAAGAAAGAGGCUGCUCGGGAUAAGAUCUAAAACGCUCGCCACGAUUCGCCAAACUCUGGGAGAAACCACGCGUCCGGUUUUCCACAAAUGUCACCUCUGCUGAUCCGCGCCGCGUGAUGCAAACGGGAGCCGCGCGCCGGGCAGGAGGAGUGCGCGGGAAGGACGCGCGCCCGAAGUUGCGCGACACUUUUCGCCGGAAUGCGCCGGUUUCUCUUCGGAGAUAAACUGGCCACUUUAACGGCGGCGGCGGCGGCGGCGGCAAUAAUAAUAACGCGGCAAAGUGGACGCGAGUCGAGGAAACUAACUAAGACUAAGUGCGCCGUUUUGUGUCCGCCUGGUUUUCUGGCACAAUUCUUAAGCGCCAAUUUUGGAUGAAGGCGGAGCGGCGCGUCCCUCUUCCAGCGGCGAGGACACCGGGAGGUUCGGACGCACUUUAACUUUAACGUCGGCCGGGCUCCUCCCGCGGAGCGUCCCUCUUCCUCCACCCCGACCCGAAGAACAAGAAGAAGAAGAAGAAGAAGCAGGCGUGAAGGCGAGCUGUGGGCGCGCGCACUGCCGCGGCGAUCCGACGAUGGCUACCUGCGCCGCCACGUUCACGUUGUCCCUCCUCGUGCUCAGUGUGACAGCUGCCUCCGCAGCCGAUGCAGAGGAAAGGCUGGUGAACUACCUGCUGGGCCCAGAGCGCUACAAUAAACUCAUCCGGCCAGCGGUGAACAAGAGCCAGCAGGUCACCGUCGCCAUCCAGGUGUCCCUGUCCCAGCUCAUCAGUGUGAAUGAGAGGGAGCAGAUCAUGACCACCAACGUGUGGCUGAACCAGGAGUGGCAUGACUACCGGCUGAUGUGGGACCCCCAGGAGUACGAGGGCAUCACAAAGCUGCGCAUUCCGUCCCACCACGUCUGGCUGCCCGACAUAGUCCUCUACAACAAUGCUGAUGGGACGUAUGAAGUUUCUUUUUACUGCAACGUUGUCGUGUCCAACACGGGUGAUGUUGCCUGGCUGCCCCCUUCCAUUUACAAAAGCGCCUGCAAAAUAGAGGUGAAGGACUUCCCCUUUGACCAGCAGAACUGCACCCUAAAAUUCCGCUCCUGGACCUAUGAUCAUACAGAGAUUGACAUCAUCCUCACCAGUGACUUUGCCAGUCGCGAUGACUUCACACCUAGCGGCGAGUGGGAUAUCGUAUCUCUGCCAGGCAGAAGGAAUGAGGAUCCGAAUGACAUCACUUACCUCGACAUCACCUAUGACUUCAUCAUCAAACGGAAGCCUCUGUUUUACACCAUCAACCUCAUCAUCCCCUGCGUGCUCAUCACCUCCUUGGCCAUUCUCGUUUUCUACUUGCCCUCUGACUGUGGUGAGAAGAUGACUCUCUGCAUCUCUGUCCUGCUGGCCCUCACUGUCUUCUUGCUCCUGAUUUCCAAAAUUGUUCCCCCGACCUCACUGGCUGUGCCUCUGAUCGGCAAAUACCUGAUGUUUACCAUGGUGCUGGUGACCUUCUCCAUUGUGACCAGCGUGUGUGUACUCAACGUACACCAUCGAUCACCCAGUACCCACCACAUGCCUGACUGGGUUAAAAGGGUCUUUCUGCACAAGCUGCCUACGUUCCUCUUCAUGCGACGGCCUGGCAGUUCCAACAUCCGGGAAAAAUUUCGUCGGAAACAUCGGCGUAGGUCCUUCCUGGACCUCGGGCUGGGGAGAACUGAUGUGGACUCCUUCUAUAUCAAUGAGGAGUCUGCCAGGAAGUACGGCUGGAGGAUCAGCGACUACCCAGAGCAUGCGGAGUUCCGGAGGAGGAUGACCAUCAAGUGUGACACAGGUGUGGAAGAGGCGGUGGAUGGGGUGCGCUACAUUGCUGAGCACCUGAAGAGUGAGGAUGAUGAUGAGGGCGUCAUCGAGGACUGGAAGUACGUGGCCAUGGUGAUUGACAGGCUCUUCCUGUGGAUCUUCAUCCUGGUGUGCGUAGUGGGUACCUUGGGCCUCUUCAUGCAGCCACUGUUCCAGAGCUACAGCACGCCUGCCACCGUUGAUGAGUAAAACACUGUAAAGAAGGAAAAAACCAAGGA
Messenger RNA from Scleropages formosus (Asian bonytongue), 2348 nucleotides. RefSeq names its product cholinergic receptor, nicotinic, beta 5a (gene chrnb5a). Gene Ontology annotation, cellular component: postsynaptic membrane. Bases 862 to 2319 code for a protein of 485 amino acids. The record is from RefSeq and is a predicted model, not a curated record. Lineage: Eukaryota; Metazoa; Chordata; Actinopteri; Osteoglossiformes; Osteoglossidae. Gene Ontology annotation, biological process: monoatomic ion transmembrane transport. The transcript has 6 exons. Gene Ontology annotation, molecular function: transmembrane signaling receptor activity; acetylcholine-gated monoatomic cation-selective channel activity.